GCCGAACCACUUGCCCUUCCUUGUCGGUGGGUCAUCGAUCUUCCCACCACCGGCCUCUUUCUCUUCCCGAGGGGGCAGCAGGGCAGGGCAUCCUCUUCCUUCCUUCGCCGCUAAGCAAGCACGCAUGGUAGAUGGUAUCAAGCACCCCCGAUCCCUCCACAGUUAAUCUGCGUGAUUAGGGACCAGAUUUGGGGGUCGUCGUCGGAGCUCAAGGUGGAUGGUGGGGGUGCUGUCGAAUCGCGUGGAUCGGGAAGACGUCAAGGCCGGGGAUCACGUCUACUCAUGGCGAACCGCCUACCUCUACGCCCACCAUGGGAUAUAUGUUGGAGAUGGCAUGGUCGUCCAUUUUACUAGAGCAGCUGGACACGAGAUUGGGACAGGAACAUUCUUGGAUUGGUUCCUUUUUAGCUCCUCUCCGGCGGCAACCACCGAGGGCCCUUCCUGCCAGAAAUGUGGCCACCUGAUUAAGCGUCAGGGAGUCAUCAUGUCCUGCCUCGAUUGCUUCUUAGAUGGGGGCAGCCUCUACCUGUUUGACUAUGCCGUGUCGCCUGCUUUCUUCCUCGCCAAAGCACGCGGAGGAACAUGCACUCUGGCUGCCUCCGACCCUUCUGGUGUUGUGAUCCACCGUGCCCAGUACCUCCUCCACAAUGGCUUUGGCAUGUACUGCCUGUUCAAGAACAACUGCGAGGACUUCGCCAUAUACUGCAAGACAGGGCUGCUCGUGGAGACUGCUUUCAGUGUUGGCCGCAGCGGGCAGCUGGCAUCCUUGACGGCUGCCUUCAGUGCAGUGGCCUCGUCACCACUGCGUUUCCUGACCACUAGUGCUGGUGGCCUGGCAGUUGUGACGAGCGGCAUGUACUGCGUGGGGCGGUAUGUGUCAGAUAUCGGUGUUCGGCGCGAUGUAGUCAAGGUCCCUGUGGAAAGGCUCGUGGAGCACUGGGAGCAGAAUGUUGUCGCUUCUCCUCCUCAAGGACGGGCUGUGGAGACGGAUGUCGCAGCAGCAGCAGUCGGAGAGGUAGAGGCGGUUCGCCAAACUAGCUAGUGCUAGUUAUUAUUAUUCAUUAUUAUGUGUGUAUCUGAAAGAAAACAAACAAUGGUGUUGUCGCUGAAUGAUGGUGCUGGAUCGAUCUGGUUUGUUAUAUAUGUUUGCUGAUAAACCAUCCAUUGUAUCCCUUCUUCCUCUAGUGUGAUCAUCGAUGUACCUGGUGUUGUCAUUGUCAUGAGACAGACUACUGUACCUAGCUGCUUGUGUGGAGGUACAUGCAUGUAAUCUGGUGUUAUGUGUCCAAGGUUGCCGUUGCUAGUGUUCCCAAGCAAGAGGAAGCAAUGAUGAUGAUGAAUAUGAUCUCAUGGUAUUCCCAAGUUGGAUAACCCUG
Messenger RNA from Phragmites australis (common reed), 1376 nucleotides. Its product is annotated as protein LEAD-SENSITIVE 1-like. The record is from RefSeq and is a predicted model, not a curated record. NCBI's taxonomy places the organism in Eukaryota, Viridiplantae, Streptophyta, Magnoliopsida, Poales, Poaceae. Bases 218 to 1042 code for a protein of 274 amino acids. The transcript has 2 exons.